CCCUCUCCCUCUCCCGCUCUCGAUAAUGUAGUUUAAUUAUUCUUCUGAAAUGGGAAGAAAAAUGGAGUCCCAUUUGUAAUACCACUAUUUAUUCAUGUAACCUUAGGGCAUGUUUCUACUAUACUUAGAAGACUUGGGGCCAUCAAUGAGAGAUGAAAUGUUUAUUAAUAUCAAAAGCUAGCAAAAUUAAUAAACUCAUCAUCAUGAUUGAUGAUUUUUGAUAAUUAAUAGACGUAAGGAUCAAGUGGGGCCAUGAUUAAAUUCAAUUCCUCACCCUUUCAUACCCUUAUAAGACCUUAUGAACAAAAAUGCAAGCUCUCUCUCCCCCUUAAGGAACAUGGAAGUACACACCAUGGAGAAAAGGGAAAGCUGAAAUUUUUAUUUUUUGUUUUUUAAAAAAAGAAGAAGAGGAGAUAUUUAGCUUUUUGGCUGUUGAUAUCUCCUUUUGAAUCUCUCCUACAUUUACUCAUUUUUUGCCAUCUAAUAUUUUUAAUUAACUUGGGUUUCUUUUUCCUGCUAAUUUUUUUUUUUUUUGCUUUUAAUGGCCCCUUUUUUUCUCUAUUUUUAAACCCAUUUUUCCUACUCCGCUCAGCAAGCAAGAAAGAAACAAAAACCCUCUUCUGUGCUCAGACUCUACACUUGGUUUGGAUGUGUGGUAGAGUUUUAUGGCAUAUUCAUGAGAUGAGCAGCAUGAUGAAUGGGACCGAGGAUAAUAAGAGGUCCAAGGGUCGUCAAGAUUCACCUGCAGCUGAUGAAGUUAAUGGUGGGGGAAUGGUGGGUGGGAUUACUCCUUUGAAGAAAGGCCCAUGGACCUCUGCAGAAGAUGCCAUUUUGAUAGACUAUGUCAAGAAGCAUGGAGAAGGGAAUUGGAAUUCUGUCCAGAAGCACUCAGGGCUCUUCCGAUGUGGAAAAAGCUGCCGUCUGCGAUGGGCGAAUCAUCUACGACCAGAUCUGAAGAAGGGUUCAUUCACUCCAGAGGAAGAGAACCGCAUCAUUGAACUCCAUGCUAAUAUGGGAAACAAAUGGGCUCGAAUGGCUGCAGAGUUGCCUGGAAGGACAGAUAACGAGAUAAAGAACUACUGGAAUACAAGAACAAAGAGACUGCAACGUGCUGGCUUACCACUUUACCCCCCUGAAGUUUGUCUGCGAGCAUAUAAGAUUAAUAAAGAUGGUCAAAAUAUGGGCAAAUUGCAAACAGGGGACGCACAUGAUCCUGAUAUGAUGCUGACUGACCAUUUUAAGAUUCCGGAAGUGGAAUUCAAAACUCUGGCGCUCAAUCCAGGUGUCCUGUCUUAUUCAACGGGUCUUUUCGAUGCUUCUGCAAGCAGCAUGCUGAAACAAGGUGUAGGUUCAUCCUAUGGUCAGGGCCUUGUGUUCCCAACAAUUCAUCCUGCCAAACGCUUUAGAGAGUCACAGACCAUAUUCACUGGUCUUGAUGGUAGUGUCAGUGGUGGAAUACCAGAGUUCGAUCAAUUUACAGAUUAUCAUCGCGGAAAGAUUACAGGGAACUUUGGGUUAUCUUCCCCAUAUGGUUGUGAUUUGAGCAACUAUGACCAGUCAUCAUGCGGUGUUCUUCCUGGCAGUCAUGCCAUUUUAAAUGGCAAUUCUUCUUCUUCAUCUUCUUCUGAGCCCAUAUAUAGGGCCACGAAGUUAGAGCUCCCUUCACUCCAAUAUUCAGAAACUCAACAAGAUAGCUGGGGAACACCUGCUUCCCCACUGCCUUCACUUGAGUCUGUUGAUACUUUUAUUCAGUCUCCUCCAACCACGGAGACAAAGUCAGAUGGUCUGUCACCAAGAAGUAGUGGUCUCUUGGAGGCAGUACUCUAUGAAUCACGAACUCUGAAAUACUCAAAGAAAUGUCCAGGCUACCAAACUUCAGAUGCUUUUGUCCCAAUUGGUUGUGGAGUGCAUAGUUCACCUUUGAAUGCCUGUGCAGCAGAAUGGGAACUACAUGCUGAUCUUAACUCUCCUUCAGGUCAUUCUGCUUCCUCAUUGUUUAGCGAGUGCACCCCGAUCAGUGGAAGCUCUUCGGAUGAACAAGCAUAUAAUGUCAAGCCUGAACCAAUCGAUCAGGUUUUGCCAUAUGUUGAAGCGAGAGAAGUUCUCAAUCAGACAGACUGUAACAGGCCAGAUGUUUUGCUUGGCUCAACCUGGUUUGCGCCCAGCAAUAAAUACCAUAAUGACCAAUUCUUUCAGACUGAUGAUGUAGCGGCACUUCUUGGUGGAGAUCAACCGUGAACAUUGAGCACUAGCAAGUGCUCCAUGAGUUGCAACUGCGACUGGGGAAAGGAUAGUGGCCUUGUCGGCUUUGACAUCAUUGAAAUUUGAUACUCCAGUAACCUUUAUGAUCCUUUUGUUAUCAUUCCUCAAAGGCUCCCUAAGAUUUUGUGACUUUCUUGGUGCCUCUGGAUAAUUACCUUCUGUUGUGCUCAUCUUAGGUGACUGACUAGACAUGAAACGUUGUCCUGCCAAUGCCAUUGCAAUGUUAUUCAAGUGUGGGUUUUGUUGUUGUUGUUCCAAA
Molecule: messenger RNA, 2521 nt
Organism: Populus nigra (black poplar)
Lineage: Eukaryota; Viridiplantae; Streptophyta; Magnoliopsida; Malpighiales; Salicaceae
Product: transcription factor GAMYB-like
Exons: 4
Coding region: 649-2238 (529 amino acids)
Source: RefSeq, a predicted model, not a curated record